AUCCCUAAUGACCCCCGAAAUCUAGGUUCCCAGCUGGAUUCCAGUUCUACAUGGAUAAAGAAAGUCGUGUAGUAUCAGCAGUCUUGGGAAUAAGGAUAAGGAUUUCGUAUUUAUGGCAGUGUUUAUUGUAAUUAGUGCACACACAUUGGGAUUACAAACACACAUUUGAUUGCAGAAUCCAGAAAAAGAAUCACCCAAACCGGCGUUUAAACACUUCAGUUGUGAAUCAAUUAAUUUAAACUGAUUGAAAUAUUGGUAAAUACAAAACAAAAACAAAAACAAAACAAAAAAACAACAAUGUCUGAAAUGCCAGGAAAAGUCAGAAAGAGACGAGGACCUUAUGGGAAACGAUUAUUGGGUUUAAGCCAGUCGAACAAUAUAGGUUUAAGCCAGUCGAACAACACAGAAAAAAACAAUGAUGUGGAUCGUGUAACGGUUUUAAAGAGACUUCGAAAAAAACUUGAAAUGUCUAGGAAACUAGGAAAAGAGAACGAACUUGACCAGAGGUCACCACAAGUUCAUACAGCACUACCAAAUCAAACACAUACAGCACCCGUACACACCAGUCCUCUACGACAGUCUCCAAGGAAAAUACUUAACAUGGAGGAACCACUCGUACCAUCUCUUGACGAGAAUGUUCAGUUGAUGAACAACAUUACAAUUUCGAGGACAGUCCUCCGGAAUGCUCAUCAGGCUGCGCUCAAACACUAUAAGCCAGCAUUCACUCUGAUGUCAAAGCUUUUGACAGGUCUCUUUACAACCCAGGAGUUGGCUAACUCGAGAGGUCUGGGGAUUGGAUUUAAGAAACCAGGGGAUGAUAGACCAGCCUUAGAUGAAAAAAGGAUCGAGGCCUGUAAAGAAUAUGUCUAUGGCUGGAUGAUGGGCAUGGGUCUGCCAGAACCUUUAGAAAGGGAACUGAACUCGGCAGUAACACAGCAGACUGCAUAUGCAAGAAAAAAACUUCAAAAACAACAACACUUUAAACAGUGGAACUAAAUAACAAAAAGUUGAACUGAAUAACAAAUAGUGGAACUAAAUAACAAAAUAAAUAACAAAAAGUGGACUUAAAUAUCAAAAUAGAUAACAGAAAGUGGAAUUGAAUAGCAAAGAAGAAAAUGUUAUUGUGUCGAAUACAAAUAAAAUUGAAAUCAG
Messenger RNA from Mercenaria mercenaria, 1152 nucleotides. RefSeq lists its product as uncharacterized. The record is from RefSeq and is a predicted model, not a curated record. Lineage: Eukaryota; Metazoa; Mollusca; Bivalvia; Venerida; Veneridae. The transcript is spliced from 5 exons. Bases 298 to 996 code for a protein of 232 amino acids.